Molecule: messenger RNA, 1905 nt
Organism: Cervus elaphus (red deer)
Lineage: Eukaryota; Metazoa; Chordata; Mammalia; Artiodactyla; Cervidae
Gene: PARP2
Product: poly(ADP-ribose) polymerase 2
Exons: 16
Coding region: 100-1788 (562 amino acids)
Molecular function (GO): NAD+ poly-ADP-ribosyltransferase activity
Source: RefSeq, a predicted model, not a curated record
GGCAGUUCCACGCUGGGACGUGCACGCACUACGGUUCCCGCCUUUAGACUGCGCUGGCGAUUCCUGGGAGAGGGCUGAUGACGUCAGCGUGCGGGCUCCAUGGCAGCUCGGCGGCGGGGGACUGCCGGCGGCAGAGCGCGAGCUGAAAGAGUUAAUAAUGGCAAAACAGUUGCAGAAGACCCUCCUCCUGCAAAGAAAAUUCGAAAAUGUCACAGGGUGAAAAAGGAGCCUGUGGCUGAAGGAAAGGCAGAUAAUGACCGGACUGAAGACAAGCAAGAGUCUGUGAAGACCUUGCUAUUAAAGGGCAAAGCUCCCGUGGACCCAGAGUGCACAGCCAAGGUGGGGAAGGCCCAUGUGUACUGUGAAGGAAAUGAUGUCUAUGAUGUCAUGCUAAAUCAGACCAAUCUCCAGUUCAACAACAACAAGUAUUAUCUGAUUCAGCUGUUAGAAGAUGAUGCCCAGAGAAACUUCAGUGUUUGGAUGAGAUGGGGCCGAGUUGGGAAGACAGGGCAGCACAGCUUGGUGGCUUGUUCCGGAGACCUCAACAAGGCCAAGGAAGUCUUUCAAAAGAAAUUCCUUGACAAAACAAAAAAUAAUUGGGAGGAUCGUGAGAAGUUUGAGAAGGUGCCUGGAAAAUAUGAUAUGCUACAAAUGGACUAUGCCAGUAAUACACAGAAGGAAGAGGAAACAAAGAAAAAGAAAUCUCUUAAAUCCACCUUGAAACUAGAGUCACAGCUAGAUCUUCGUGUACAGGAGCUGAUAAAGUUGAUCUGUAAUGUCCAGGCCAUGGAAGAGAUGAUGGUAGAAAUGAAAUAUGAUACCAAGAAAGCUCCACUUGGGAAGCUGACAGUGGCACAAAUCAAGGCAGGUUACCAGUCUCUUAAGAAGAUUGAGGAUUGCAUUCGGGCUGGCCAGCAUGGACGAGCUCUCGUGGAAGCAUGCAAUGAAUUCUACACCAGAAUCCCACAUGACUUUGGACUCCGUACCCCUCCAUUAAUCCGGACAGAGAAAGAACUGUCAGAUAAAGUACAACUACUGGAGGCUUUGGGAGACAUUGAAAUUGCAAUUAAACUGGUGAAGACAGAACUGCAAAACCCGGAACACCCAUUGGACCAACAUUACAGAAAACUACAGUGUGCCUUGCACCCUUUAGACCAUGAGAGUUAUGAGUUCAAAGUGAUUUCCCAGUACCUACAGUCUACCCAUGCUCCCACACACAGUGACUAUACCAUGACCUUGCUGGAUGUCUUUGAAGUUGAAAAGGAGGGUGAAAAAGAAGCCUUCAGAGAGGACCUUCAUAACAGGAUGCUACUCUGGCAUGGCUCCCGGCUGAGUAACUGGGUGGGAAUCCUGAGCCACGGGCUUCGAAUCGCCCCGCCUGAGGCUCCCAUCACAGGUUACAUGUUCGGAAAAGGAAUCUACUUUGCUGACAUGUCUUCCAAGAGUGCCAAUUACUGCUUUGCCACUCGCCUAAAGGAUACGGGGCUGCUGCUCUUAUCAGAGGUAGCUCUGGGUCAGUGUAAUGAGCUACUCGGGGCCAACCCAGAGGCAGAAGGAUUACUUCAAGGCAAACACAGCACCAAGGGGCUGGGCAAGAUGGCUCCCAGUCCUGCGUGCGCCAUCACCUUGAAUGGGAGCACAGUGCCAUUAGGACCAGCAAGUGACACAGGAAUUCUGAACCCGGAGGGCUAUACCCUCAACUACAACGAAUUUAUCGUCUAUAACCCCAACCAGGUCCGUAUGCGAUACCUUCUAAAGGUUCAAUUUAAUUUCCUGCAGCUGUGGUGACUGUUGACAUUAAAGAUAUGAUAAACCAGAGAAGAUAUGGCCUUCAAGCAAGAAAACAGGCAAUGUUGUACUUUUGAUUUUUCUCAUAUUUUCUGUAAUAAAGAUAGUAAAAAUCUA